Lytechinus variegatus (green sea urchin) is the source of this 1778-nucleotide messenger RNA. RefSeq names its product sideroflexin-1-like. Gene Ontology annotation, biological process: monoatomic ion transport; serine import into mitochondrion. Lineage: Eukaryota; Metazoa; Echinodermata; Echinoidea; Temnopleuroida; Toxopneustidae. Gene Ontology annotation, molecular function: monoatomic ion transmembrane transporter activity. The transcript is spliced from 9 exons. Gene Ontology annotation, cellular component: mitochondrial inner membrane. The coding region runs from base 88 to 1083 and encodes 331 amino acids. The record is from RefSeq and is a predicted model, not a curated record.
GACGCGACACUACAUUAGGAUUUAGGUGACAGAAAGAGAGGUUGUGUUUUCGUCUUUUUUAAGCACUACAACACUUGAACCCCCAAGAUGGCUGAUCCUGGAAUGAUGAUGGAAUCCUCAGAGACUGCUGGACCACGUCUAAACCUUGAUGAACCUAUGUUUGAUCAGAAUCUCUACACGGGUCGAGCGAAACACUUCUUCAUGGUCACCAACCCUCUUAAUGUCCUACUCUCCAGUACGCAGUUAGACGAAGCCAAGAAACUAGUCCAGUUAUACAGGGAAGGCAAAGAGCCAGCGGGAACGUCAAACGAUGAGGUCUGGACAGCGAAAUAUCGCUACGAUUCUGCAUUCCAUCCCGACACGAAAGAGAAGAUGAUGCUGAUAGGUCGAAUGUCCGCCCAGGUCCCCAUGAACAUGUGCAUUACAGGCUGUAUGCUGACUUUCUACAGAACAACCCCUGCAGUAUUAUUUUGGCAAUGGUUUAAUCAGUCCUUCAAUGCAGUAGUCAACUACACAAACAGAAGUGGAGAUUCACCGAUCCCAGUCUCGCAACUGGGGAAAUCAUAUGUAUUAGCCACCACAGGAGCAGUAGGCACAGCCAUCGGUCUCAACAUGUUAGUAAAGUCGGCCCCAGCCAUCAUUGGUAGGAUGGUCCCAUUUGCUGCAGUGGCAGCGGCAAACUGCAUCAAUAUACCCAUGAUGAGAAGUGCAGAACUCUCUAACGGUAUUCCCGUCUUUGACGAGAACGGCAAUCGGGUGGGGAACUCGAAGAAAGCAGCAAAGAGUGCCAUCACGCAGGUCGUAAUAUCAAGAAUCUGCAUGGCCAUGCCAGGCAUGGUUAUACCUCCAUUCAUUAUGAAUCGACUCGACAAGGGAACGCUUCUCAAGCGCUACCCAUAUCUCAAUGCCCCUAUACAAGUAUCUUUGGUCGGCCUCAUGCUAUUGUUCGCAACACCACUAUGCUGUGCUCUGUUCCCACAGAAAAGCUCAUUGCCUGUGAAGAGUCUUGAAGAGGAUAUACAGGCAAACAUACAGAAGCGAGGUGGUGGUAUAGACAGGGUAUACUUCAACAAGGGACUCUAAGCACUGUAGGUAUUGCGAAUUUGCCAGUAUGCCGUGCUCAGGGGAAAGUCACCGAUCCAGUGCUGGUCUACAUUGGUUCUAUUUAUCACUGCUGGUGCUUGGGUUGAAGUAUAGGGAAAUAGGUUGGCCAUAGAUGUUACAAAAAUAAUAUUGUCAAAGUUUAUUUAUUUUUUAUUAAUCCAUUUAUAUAUUAUGCACUUAUUCCACCGAAGAAUGGACAAGCCCUAGAUAUGAUAAGUAGUAUGUAAUAAACAUCAUUAUAACAAUUCAGUAAAUUCAGCUUUCUUUAUUUCAUGGCUUACAUAUCAUCCUGACAUACAGGAAAGUCCAAAAUGUCUCCAUAUUUCACAGGCUAUACAUUGUAGCGCUGGAACUUGUUUAAGCAAGCAACUUUUGCCCUUAUGAUUUCUUUCAUUUAUCAUGAUAAGUUUUAAUGUAUUAUCAGUGGCAGUAAGUAAAAGCUUUCUUCCAGCAACCUUAUAAAUGAGGGUGUUCUGUAAGCACCUUGAGCUUUGCAAUAUAUGUAUUAAGGACCUAGGUGUAUACUUUCUAAAUGCUGCCUGCUUUGUCCAGUCAAAGCCAUUAAUUCAUAACAUGUAAUUAGCCCGAAUAAUUUGCAGCGGUGGUUUUGAAACCAUGUUUUAUGCAGGGAUUGUGUAUUACAUGUAUGUCGAUUUAAGCACAUCAUUGAGAAA